Dryobates pubescens (Downy woodpecker) is the source of this 791-nucleotide messenger RNA. RefSeq names its product receptor accessory protein 1 (gene REEP1). Gene Ontology annotation, molecular function: microtubule binding. Gene Ontology annotation, biological process: endoplasmic reticulum tubular network organization. The record is from RefSeq and is a predicted model, not a curated record. Lineage: Eukaryota; Metazoa; Chordata; Aves; Piciformes; Picidae. The transcript has 7 exons. Gene Ontology annotation, cellular component: endoplasmic reticulum tubular network; cytoplasmic microtubule; endoplasmic reticulum membrane. The coding region runs from base 148 to 741 and encodes 197 amino acids.
GCGCCGCCGCCAGUGAGGCUGCGCUGAGGCUGCGGGGCCGGAUGGCCGAGCCGCCCGCCCCGCUCACUCGGGCGGCGGCCGGCGGCGGGCGAGCAGCCGGGGCGAGCCCUCCCUGCAGGGAGAGCCAGCCCUGCGCCGGGCAGCGCCAUGGUCUCAUGGAUCAUCUCCAGGCUGGUGGUGCUUAUAUUUGGCACUCUUUACCCUGCCUAUUACUCUUACAAAGCCGUGAAAUCAAAGGACAUCAAAGAAUAUGUCAAGUGGAUGAUGUACUGGAUCAUCUUUGCUCUUUUCACCACCGCAGAGACCUUCACCGAUAUAUUUCUUUGCUGGUUUCCAUUCUACUAUGAACUCAAAAUAGCUUUUGUAGCAUGGUUGCUGUCUCCAUACACAAAAGGCUCCAGCCUCCUGUACAGAAAAUUUGUUCAUCCAACACUGUCUUCAAAAGAAAAGGAGAUCGACGACUGCCUGGUGCAGGCCAAGGACCGCAGCUACGACGCCCUGGUGCACUUCGGCAAGCGGGGGCUGAACGUCGCCGCCACGGCCGCCGUCAUGGCAGCCUCCAAGGGGCAGGGGGCCCUGUCCGAGCGGCUAAGGAGCUUUAGCAUGCAGGACCUGUCGAGCAUCCGCGGGGACAGCAGCAGCAGCGCUCCCGCCCCGGUCACCGUGCGAGCCAGCGGCAGGCAGAGCCAGCCCAAGGCGCCCCGCAGCGCCGCGGCCGGCGGCGGCUCAGGCACCGCCUAGGACUCUUCGCCCUCGCUUCAGGAAGAAAAGUACCUCGUCCCCUGCCACUG